Molecule: messenger RNA, 1334 nt
Organism: Ricinus communis (castor bean)
Lineage: Eukaryota; Viridiplantae; Streptophyta; Magnoliopsida; Malpighiales; Euphorbiaceae
Product: heterogeneous nuclear ribonucleoprotein F
Exons: 2
Coding region: 269-1063 (264 amino acids)
Cellular component (GO): ribonucleoprotein complex
Molecular function (GO): RNA binding
Source: RefSeq, a predicted model, not a curated record
CUAGCUUGAAAAAAGAAAAUAGAGAAAUAAAGUCUAGAAAAUUUUGAGGGUCAAUUAAGUUUUGAAUUGGACCCAAGUGCUCUCUCUCUCUCUGCGUCUCUCCAGUCUAGGGUUCUUCUUGUCUUCUAUUGUAGCCGAGCCAGAUUUGUUAUCAGUUAGGGUUUUGAAUCUUUUGAAUUUCCAAUAAAAAAAAUAAGAUUCAAAUCUCUCUAAUUUCUUCGAAGAAUUUAACAAACGCUGCUUAAAGAUUUCAAAGCCACACCACACCAUGUACGGAUCAAGAGGGGCAAUGUUGGGAAGCGGGGGGGUUUCGGAUGGGUACGAGGUCGGCUCAAAGAGACCAAGAAUGAUGGAAUCAAAUCCCUACUUCGCAGUGAGCGGUGGAUCGAGUGGCUUUCAACCCUAUGGCUAUGGUGGAGGAUUUCAGUCAGCUCCCUUUCCCGUCGUUCGUCUGAGGGGUCUUCCUUUCAACUGCACUGACAUCGACAUCUUCAAGUUCUUUGCUGGACUUGACAUUGUGGAUGUGCUGCUGGUCAAUAAGAAUGGACGGUUUACAGGAGAGGCUUUUGUGGUCUUUGCAGGAGCCAUGCAGGUUGAGUUUGCUUUACAGAGAGACCGACAGAACAUGGGACGCAGAUAUGUGGAAGUCUUUAGGUGCAAGAGGCAGGAUUAUUAUAAUGCUGUUGCUGCAGAGGUGAAUUAUGAAGGAAUUUAUGACACUGACUACCAUGGAAGCCCUCCACCAUCUAAAGCAAAGAGGUUCAGUGAUAAGGAUCAAUUAGAAUACACUGAGAUUUUGAAGAUGCGAGGUCUCCCCUUCUCUGCGAAAAAACCUGAAAUAAUUGAAUUUUUUAAAGAAUUCGAGCUGGUUGAAGAUAGAAUACACAUUGCAUGCCGGCCAGAUGGGAAAGCUACUGGAGAGGCCUAUGUAGAGUUUGCUUCUGCUGAUGAAGCUAAAAGAGCUAUGAGCAAGGAUAAGAUGACAAUUGGGUCAAGGUACGUGGAGUUGUUUCCAUCAACACCCGACGAAGCUAGAAGAGCUGAGUCAAGAUCAAGGCAGUGAAGUGUGAUAAGUUGCUGAGAAAUUUAGUGCUGACUUUUGCUUUAUUAUUGUUAAAAUUCCAGCCAGCUAUGGUUUGAUUCCCGUCUUUACAAGAAUCAGCUGUGAUGCUAAAAUGUACUGAUUUCUAGGUUGUAUGCUUUAGAAUGGUUCUGGGAUUAUGUUGGGCUUGAGCUUUUAUUAUGGGUUUAUGUUCAUGCAUACCUACCUUUUCAUGCAAGGUACAGUUUGCUAGUCUUAAUAUAGGAAUCAAUCUAUACCCUCUUAGCAGGAA